CUUCGACUUGGUCGUUCUAGCAGUUUUUAACGCGGCAACCAUGAGCCGACAAACAACUUCUGCCCAUGGCUACUCGUACACAGGCCUGGCAGCUUUAUCCGGCCUGGCAGGCGCCGUAGCCUCCGUCAUGACAAAGCUCGCCGCCACGCCCGAAGUGUCUGCUGGCUCCGACGCGUCCCAUCGUGUGUGUGUGCUGGUGAUGGAUGCUGUGCUGGCAUUGGGGAGGAGAGAAGAAGGCGGGGUGGAGACGUGUGUUGCAUUGGCUAAGAAGCUCACAUUCACGCACAACCCUCUCACGUCCCUCACCGACCUCUUCGCCCCCAACUCCUUCCCUCACAUCCUCCUAACCUUCCUCCUCCCCCGGACCAUCUCCAUCCUCCUCCUCAUCGUCUCCAACAUCGCCAUGUGGACUGUCUUCACCCGCGCUCUCGCCCGCGCACCGUCGUCCGCGCACGUAACCGUGAUCAACAACGCUAUGCAGGCGGUCUGCGCUGGGAUGUUUGGGUGGCUGAUAUUUGGCGAGCGGGUGAGGGCGGGGUGGUGGAUAGGGAUAGGGUGUAUAGUUGCGGGAUCGGUGCUGGUGCAGAGGGGCGGUGGGGGAAGGGCUGAUGGUGCUGUCCCUGGGAAGGGGUCGCGAGAUCGCAAGAAAGAUAGAUAGGGGUUAUCGGGAAGCAUGUGUGAAAGCCUGGUCGACGCAUCAGGAUCUGACACUACAUAUAGAUGGAUGCACCCGUGGGUCCACCGAGAGCGAUCAUCGUCCACAUGCUUGCCCCGGCGCUCUCUUCAUCUAUCUUGACCCCUUGCCACGGCACAUAGGUUCAGGAAGCUCUUCCAAUUGGGAAUGGAACAGAUUGUCAUGAAAUGCCCUAUGUCGCAGUCGGCUUUGAAGAUUGUUGUUCAACGA
This is a messenger RNA of Fimicolochytrium jonesii, 904 nucleotides long. RefSeq lists its product as uncharacterized. Gene Ontology annotation, cellular component: membrane. Lineage: Eukaryota; Fungi; Chytridiomycota; Chytridiomycetes; Spizellomycetales; Powellomycetaceae. The transcript is spliced from 2 exons. Bases 41 to 658 code for a protein of 205 amino acids. The record is from RefSeq and is a predicted model, not a curated record.